GUACGGCACGGCAUGGCGGCGUCACCGCGCUUGCCCGGUGUGCUCCUGGCCACCCUCUUGCUCUCGGUGGCCACGGCGGAAGCGGCCACCGGGCGGUGGUGCGAGCGGACGGUGCGGGUGACGGCGGAGGAGGAGGUGACGCCCCGGCGGGAGGACGCGGUGCCUUGCGCCGACCUCUACCGCUACAGCCUGGCCGGUUGGCGCAUCGACCCUCACCGCACGCCGCGCCGCGCCUACGGCCAGCCCCGCCGCGACCCCCAGCUCUGCUACAUCUACCGACCCCCGGAGACGCGGCCGGUGGCCUGGAACCGCACGGUGCGCGCCUGCUGCCCGGGAUGGAGCGGGCCCCAUUGCACCGAAGGCGAAGGCUCGCUGGGACGCUGCUACGGCACGUGGCAGUGCCAGGACGGCGCCGGCAGCCGCAACCUCUCGGCCAUGAGCCUGGCGGAGUGCUGCCGGCACCCCUGGGGACACAGCUGGAGGAACGGCUCCACCGGCCCCUGCAUCGACUGCACCCGCCUGCCCCUCCACGGAGAGGCAUCCCCGUGGCCAUCGCUCGCCGCGUCCCUGGGGGGAGCAGCCGCCCGGCACCGGGAUCUCUCGGCCGACUGCCUCUCCUGGGCCGGAUCCCGCUACCGCACCUUCGACGGGACGCACUUCCACUUCUCCGGAGAGUGCACCUACAGCCUGGCCGCUGCCGCCGACGGCACGUGGGCCGUCUCCAUCGCCGCCGGCAAUCCCCGGGCGCUGCACAUGGCCUUCGGCAUGGACGCGGUGGUGGCCCGGGGCCGAAACGUCUCUGUGAACGGCGUGGUGGUGCCGGAGGGACAGCCGUACCUGCACAACGGGAUCGGCGUCACCUGGCCGGGCGAGUGGGUGGCGGUGGCCAGCGGGCUGGGCGUGCGGGUGAGCUGGGACGGGCGCCAGGCGGUCACCGUGACGGCGGAGGCCGAGCUGCGGGGGGACACGCGGGGGCUCUGUGGCCCCUACAACGACGACCCUGCCGAUGACUUUUUGCAGCCGGGGGGGGACGUGGCCCCCUUUGCCGCCACCUUUGGCAACUCCUGGAAGAUCCCAGACUCCGGCUCCGAGCCCUCCUGCAGGGACGUGGCGGAGCUCGUCCCCGGCUGCGCGGCGGGCGACGCGGCGCGGCGGGCGGCCGAGGCCGUCUGCGGGCGGCUGUUGGCCGAGCCCUUCCGCGAGUGCCACGGCGAGGUGGACCCCCACGGCUUUCACGCGGCGUGCCUGGAGGUGCUGUGCCGGGAGGGCGACGCCGGGCCCUCGCCGCCCGCCGCCGUCUGCGACACCUUCGCCGCCUACGCGCGGGAUUGCGCCCGUCGCCAGACCUACCUCGACUGGCGCCGGCCGGGCUUCUGCGAGCGUCCCUGCGGCGCGGGGCAGCGCUUCUCGGACUGCGUCUCCUCCUGCCCCGCCGGCUGCGAGGCCGUGGGCAGCCAAGAGCCGGGGCCCUGCCACCACCACUGCGCCGGCGGCUGCCAGUGCGCCCCGGGGCUCUACCGGGACGGGGGGCUCUGCGUCCCCCCCACCGCCUGCCCCUGCCACCACCGUGGCCAACGCUACGGCCCCGGCCAGAGCGUGCGGCAGCGCUGCAACCGCUGCACGUGCCAGGGUGGCCGGUGGCUCUGCAGCCAGGAGCGGUGCCCGGGGGAGUGCGCGGUGCUGGGGGGCCACCACUACGUCACCUUCGACCGCCGGCGCUUCUCCUUCCGUGCCGCCUGCGCCUACAUCCUGGUGCAGGACUUCGUGGAGGGGCAGCUGCUGAUCACGGCCGAGCACGAGCCUUGUGAUGGCCACCGGCCCCACGGCUGCCUCCGCUCCCUCUCCGUCAGCGCCCGCCGGACCUCCGCCCGCCUCCGCGGCACAGGCGAGGUGACGGUGGACGGGCGGGAGGUGACGCUGCCCUUCGCCAGCGCCGCGCUGAGCGUCCGCCGGGCGUCUUCCUCCUUCCUGCUGCUCCAGACCCUGGGGGUCCACGUCCUGUGGGGGCUGGAGACCCCCAACGCCUACCUCACCCUCCAGCCCGCCUUCGCCCACAGGGUGCGGGGGCUCUGCGGCACCUACAACUGGGACCAGCAGGACGAGUUCACCACGCCGGCGGGAGACGUGGAGACCGGCGUCGCCGCCUUCGCCAACGCGUACCGGGCGGCCGGCGACUGCCCCGCGCUCGCUCCCCUCCCCCUCCAGCCCUGCGACGCCUUCGCCGGCCGCAGGGAACUCGCCGAGGCCGCCUGUGCCGUCCUGCGCGGCCCUGCCUUCCAGCCGUGCCGGGAGGUGGUGGAGCCGGAGCCCUUCCUGCAGCUCUGCCUGCGCCAGGCCUGCGCCUGCGGGGACGGGCAGCGCUGCCUCUGCCCCGCGCUGGCCGCCUACGCCCGGGACUGCGCCCGCGAGGGGACCCCGCUCUCCUGGAGGAACCACGGCCUCUGCGAGGUGCCCUGCGGCGGGGGACAGCUGUACCAGGAGUGUGGCCGUCCCUGCGGCCAGACCUGCGCCGAGCUGCGCCUGCCCGGGGCCGGCUCCUGCCCCGAGCUGGCCGGGCUCUGCGUCCCCGGCUGCAACUGCCCCCCCGGGCUAGUGCUGGAGGAGGGUGGGCAAUGUGUCCCCCCGGCCGCCUGCCGCUGCCGCCACGGCACCCAGCUCUACCCCCCCGGCAGCCAGAUCCGCCGGGGCUGCAAUCCCUGCGUCUGUACCGGGGGGUCCUGGCGUUGCGCCGAAGCCCCCUGCCCCGCGGCCGCCCUCUGCCCCGGGGGGCUGGUUCACGCCCCGGGGUCCUGCCUGCGCCGCUGCGACGCCACCGAGCCCAACGGCACCUGCGCCGGCAUCGCCGACGGCUGCGUCUGCCCCCCCGGCACCCUCUUCCUGGACGGGCACUGCGUGUCCCCGGAGGAGUGUCCCUGCCACCACGGCGGGCGGCUCUACCGGCCAAACGCCACCAUCGUCCGGGACUGCAACACCUGCGUGUGCCGGCGGCAGCGGUGGCACUGCGGGCGCGAGGAGUGCGCGGGCACCUGCGUGGCCACGGGGGACCCCCACUACGUCACCUUCGACGGGCGAGCCUUCUCCUUCCGCGGGGACUGCGAGUACCUGCUGGCGCGCCAGGCCGACGGGCUCUUCGCCGUCACCGCCCAGAACGUCCCCUGCGGCACCAGCGGCGUCACCUGCACCAAGUCGGUGGUGGUGGCCAUGGGCAACACCGUGGUGCACAUGCUGCGAGGGAGGGACGUGACGGUGAACGGGGUCUCGGUCCGACCCCCCAAAACCUACAGCGGGACGGGGCUGACGCUGGAGCGCGCCGGCCUCUUCCUCCUCCUCCUCUCCCGCCUGGGGCUGGCCGUGCUGUGGGACGGAGGCACGCGGGUGUACGUCCGGCUGGAACCCCGGCACCGGGGUCGGGUGGCCGGCCUCUGCGGCAACUUCGACGGCGACGCCGAGAACGAUUUCACCAGCCGGCAAGGGGGGCUGGAGCCCACCCCCCACCUCUUCGGCAACUCCUGGCGCCUCAGCCCGCUCUGCCCCGAGGUCCAGGGCGACGGCGCGCCGCACCCCUGCGCCGAGAGCCCCCACCGGGCACCGUGGGCGCGCCGGCGCUGCGGCGUCCUCCAGCAGCGGCUCUUCGCGCCCUGCCACGACGUGGUGCCCUCCCAGCGCUUCUACGACUGGUGCGUCUUCGACGCCUGCGGCUGCGACUCCGGGGGGGACUGCGAGUGCCUGUGCACGGCCAUCGCCGCCUACGCCGAGGAGUGCGGCCGGCGCGGCGUCCACAUCCGCUGGAGGAGCCAGGAGCUGUGCCCCCUGCAGUGCGACGGGGGGCUGGAGUACAGCGCCUGCGGCCCCCCCUGCCCCCCAACCUGCCGCGGCCUCGGCCGGGACCCCCCCGAGCACUGCCAGGGCCUGGCCUGCCUGGAGGGCUGCUUCUGCCCCCCGGGGAGCGUCCUGCACGACGGGGGGUGCGUGGCGCCGGCCGCGUGUCCGUGUUUCUGGGACGGCUUCGCCUUCCCGCCCGGCGCCGCGGUGCAGCAGGGCUGCCGCAACUGCACGUGCGCGGGGGGCGGUUGGCGCUGCCCGUCGUCGCCGCCGUCGCCGUCCUCGUCCCCGUCCCCGUCCCCGUCCCCGUGCCCGUCCCCGUCGCCCUGCGCCCCCUGGGAGUUCCUCUGCCGGGCCGAGGGGCGCUGCGUGCCGGGCGCCUGGCGCUGCGACAACGAGGAGGAUUGCGGCGACGGUUCGGACGAGGCCUGCGCCCCCCGUUGCCCCCCGCGGCAACCCCGUUGCGCCGGGGGCCAGUGCCUGGCGUGGGGCGCCCGCUGCGACGGCUACCCCGACUGCCCCGACGGCUCCGACGAGGACGGUUGCCCCCCGACCCACUGCCCGGCCCCCGGCUUCGGAUGCGCCGACGGCCGCUGCCUCCCCCCGGAACUCGUCUGCGACGGUCGGCACGACUGCGGCGGCGACGACCCCUCGGACGAGGCAGGCUGCAGCCCGAGCUGCGCGGGGGGCGAGUUCCGCUGCGCCGUGGGUCGCUGCGUGCCGUCCCCUCGGCGUUGCGACGGUCGGGACGACUGCGGCGACGGCAGCGACGAGCGGGGCUGCGCCUGCCCCCCCGGCCACCUGCCCUGCCCCGGCGAGGACCGUUGCUUGCCCCCGGCCGCCCUCUGCGACGGCCACCCCCACUGCGCCGACGGCACCGACGAGGCCACCUGCCCGGAACCGCUGACCUGCCCCCCCGGGCACCUCCCCUGCCCCGACGGCUCCUGCGUGGGGGAAGCCGCCGUCUGCGAUGGCGUCGGCGACUGCGGGGACGGUUGGGACGAGAGCCCGGUGGCCUGCGCCGUGGCCUUGCCGGCGGCGACGCCGACGGCCGGUGAGGGGCCGCCGGCGUGCGAGGCGGGGGCCUGGGCGUGCGGCGGCGGCGAGUGCGUGCCGCGGGGCUGGCUGUGCGACGGCGAGGCCGACUGCCCCGACGGCAGCGACGAGUUGGGCUGCCACCGGCAACCCCACGAGAUUUGCCGGCCCGGCUACUGGCCCUGCGAGCGAGACGCCGCCUGCGUCCCUUACGGCCACCUCUGCGACGGCGUCCCCCACUGCCCCGACGGCUCCGACGAGAGCGGCGACCGCUGCGGUUCCACGGCCAUCCCGCCGUGCCCGGGACACUUCUCCUGCGCCGACAGCGGUGGCCUCUGCCUCAACGUGUCCCGGGUCUGCGACGGUGCCACCGACUGUCCCCAGGGCGAGGACGAGCUGCACUGCCACAGCCGCGUCCUCGCCGGCGGCAGCAACCGGACGGGGGGUCCCUGCCCCGAGUACGACUGCGGGGGGGGGGAGUGCGUCACCUUCCAGCAGGUGUGCGACGGGAAGGCGGAUUGCGGGGGGGUCCCCCCCCGGGACGAGCGGGACUGCGGGGUUUGGGGGUCCUGGGGGUCCUGGGGGACCUGCAGCCGUUCCUGCGGCCCCGGCCUGCAGCGCCGCGCCCGGGGGUGCCACCAGCAGCGCCCCGGCCUCCUGCGCCGCUGCCGGGGGCAGGACGCGCAGCAACGGCAGUGCUUCAGGGGGGCCUGCCCCGUGGACGGCUCCUGGGGCGAGUGGUCGCCCUGGUCGGGUUGCCCGGAGGAGUGCGGGGGGGUGCGGCUGCGGCGGCGGCACUGCCGACCCCCCCACAACGGCGGGCGACCCUGCCCCGACCCGCCCGCAGAGACCCCCGCCGCCCUCCAGAUGGCCCCCUGCCCCACAGACGGCUGCCCCACGGCCUCGGCCUGCCCGGGGGGGCUGCGCCCCCUGCCCUGCCCCCCCUGCCCCGCCACCUGCGCCCACCUCGCCGCCGGCCCCCCCUGCCCCCAGGAGGGACCCUGCACCCCCGGGUGCUGGUGCCCAGCGGGGCUAGUGCUGGCCCCCGAAGGCCAGUGCGUGCCCCCCCGCGAGUGCCCGUGUGUGGCGGGGGGGGUCCGCUACCGCCCGGGGGACGCGGUGACCCUCAAUUGUCGCCUCUGCACUUGCCUGGAGGGGGCGCUCCGGCGCUGCCGCCCCCACCCCGCCUGCGCCGUGCACUGCGGCUGGUCGGCGUGGUCGGCGUGGGGCGAGUGUCCCGGCCCCUGCGGUAGCCAAAGCGUGCAGUGGGCUUUCCGCAGCCCCACCGACCCCCCCCGCCGCGGGGGGGGGCGCAGCUGCCGGGGCAUCUACCGCAAGGCCCGCCGGUGA
Messenger RNA from Chroicocephalus ridibundus (black-headed gull), 6207 nucleotides. Its product is annotated as SCO-spondin-like. Gene Ontology annotation, cellular component: extracellular matrix. Gene Ontology annotation, molecular function: protein binding. Lineage: Eukaryota; Metazoa; Chordata; Aves; Charadriiformes; Laridae. The record is from RefSeq and is a predicted model, not a curated record.